AGCUUUUAUCAGCAGAGUUAUUAAGAAUUUUAGAGCUUUCCUUCAGACCUGAAUGUAUUUACUGUCGCGUCUCAAAUUCCUCUUGUUUUACGUAAGCGCACAGUCUCGUUUGAAGUGCUUCGUUACGCAUGGUUGUUCAUCUAUGGUCUCGUAAUUUCACUCCUGUGACGUUGUCACUUAUGUACUUACUCUUGUGUUGUGAUUCUUAGUGUUUUUCACCCCCUAGUCAUGAAAAAUGAAGUUCACUCUUGAUAAAAGUCAUCUCUACGUAUCUAAAAUCACCUGCCUCAAGCGAUAUGAGUUGUUACUCAAUAUGUAAUUGAAAAAAAUUGCACUCCACCAUCCAGUCAUGGCCAAUGCACAGGUAACAAGGGUUCGAGAUGUAAGGAGGUCGGAGAUCAGCAGAAGCAAUCCCCAAAAUGAAUACGAACUCAUCAUGCGUGUUGGGAGUGGUACUUACGGCGAUGUGUACAAAGCUAAAAGACUGUCAACAAAUGACUUUGCUGCCAUCAAAGUCAUAAAGCUAGAGCCAGAUGAUGACUUCAGCAUAAUUCAGCAAGAAAUCCUCAUGAUGAAAGACUGUGUCCACCCAAACAUCAUCGCAUACUUCGGAAGUUAUUUGAGAGGUGACAAACUAUGGAUUUGCAUGGAGUACUGUGGGGGCGGAUCCUUGCAAGAUAUUUAUCACAUAACCGGGCCUUUAACUGAAAUUCAGAUUGCGUACAUGUGCAGAGAAGUAUUGAAUGGCCUUCAUUAUUUGCAUUCAAUGGGUAAAAUGCAUCGCGACAUAAAGGGUGGCAAUAUCCUCUUAACAGAUGGUGGAGAUGUUAAAUUGGCAGAUUUCGGUGUCUCCGGCCAGAUCACUGCAACCAUGAACAAACGGAAAUCUUUCAUUGGCACACCCUACUGGAUGGCUCCUGAAGUUGCAGCUGUAGAACGCAAAGGAGGCUACAAUCAGCUCUGUGAUAUUUGGGCUGUGGGCAUCACUGCAAUCGAGCUGGCGGAGCUACAACCUCCCAUGUUCGAUCUCCAUCCGAUGCGAGUUCUUUUUUUGAUGGCCAAAAGUGGCUUCAAACCACCCACACUUAAAGACAAAGAAAAAUGGAGUCCGACAUUCCACAAUUUUCUGAAAACAGCUUUGACCAAAAAUCCAAAAAAACGCCCAACUGCUGAAAAGCUAUUACAACACUCAUUUUUCAUGCAAGACAUGAGCAAAAGACUUGCCCUGGAGCUUUUACAAAAAGUCAGCAAUCCUGUCCGAUUGGCAGACCUCGUUGAAUUUGACGAUGAUGGAGCUGUUUCCAAUGUACCUCAAAGAAUAGCUUCCAAGCACCCUGCCAAAGAGCAGCAACCUGUACAGUCACCCCUCCUUAGUCCAGACUUUUACGUUGGAAACCAGCCAGGUCCUUUCAAUCCUGCAUGUGAUUGGGAUUAUCUGAACAUCAAUGAACUCUUGAAUAACUCUCAGCACUCAACUAACUGUGAUACUAAAGUAAGCCAAUUUCCUGUCGAGCCUGGGAGUUCCAAUGAAAAGAGUUUGUUGCAGUACAUAGAUGAAGAGCUUAUUCAGAGGGGUCACACUUUGCUCGCUCAUGAUGGAAUUUACUCCUCUCAAGCAACAUUACCAAUGGGAGAAUCUUCAACCUCUAGUCACUCCAACGAUAAGCAAAAGAAACAUAGUAAUAAUAAAAAUAGUUUCGGAAAUAUGAUAGGUAAAGAUGGAUCUCCGCGGAGGCAUAGUUCUGUGGAUGAAAUCCUAACUUUGACAGGGACCUUAACAAUGAAUGGACAGCGCCAACGAUCUUUCAGCGACAGUAGUUCUAAAGAUAAAGAUAGUGCAACUAAUGGAGAAGACACUCCAGAUCCAGAUCUCUUGUCAGACACUCCACCAGUUCCACCAAGGAGACGAGAUCGUGAACGGAAAAAGCUCAGUCCACCGCGAGCAAUUAGCAACGGACUUCCACCAACACCAAAGGUUCUUAUGGGAGCAUGCUUCUCUAAAGUAUUCAAUGGAUGCCCAUUGCGAAUAAACUGCACUGCAAGUUGGAUUCAUCCAGACACUCGUGAUCAGCAUAUCCUCAUCGGGGCUGAGGAAGGCAUUUAUAACCUGAACUUGAAUCAGCUUCAUGAAACGGCCAUUGAUCAGCUGUACAACAGAAGAACCGUGUGGUUAUAUGUUAUAAAAAAUGUCUUAAUGUCUUUAUCAGGAAAAACUCCCUCCUUAUACAGGCAUGAUCUCUUAGCUCUUCACAGUAAACAAAGCCAUAGAUUUUCACUUCACAUGAAUAAAAUCCCAGAGCGAUUAGUGCCACGCAAAUUUGCUCUAACUACAAAAGUACCCGAAACCAAAGGUUGCACGAAAUGCUGUGUUGGCCGGAACCCUUACAACGGUUACAAAUAUCUUUGUGGAGCCGUGCCCUCUGGAAUUUUCCUCAUGCAGUGGUAUGACCCACUAAAUAAAUUCAUGCUUCUAAAGCACUUCGAAUGUAGCCUACCAAACGUUUUAUCAGUCUUCGAAAUGAUCAUCACUCCUGAGCUGGAAUACCCGAUGGUAUGCAUUGGGGUACGGCAAACUUACGAGACUGAUCGGUUGAAACUGGAGUUAGUCAAUAUGAACACUGGAGCGAGCUGGUUCCACAGCAGUGAACUGGAGGAAAUGGACGGCACUGCUACUGUGAUUCCUAGGAGAGAAAACAUGAAAAUUGUAAAUGUAACUCAACUUGAAAAAGAUGCCAUUUUAGUUUGUUAUGAUAAUAAAGUAAGAAUUGUAACCCCAGAAGGAAGACUGAGAGUAAAUCGGAAACAAGUCUCCGAAUUACAGUUCGAUUUUCCAAUCGAAUCAGUCAUGAGGUUACCUGACAGUAUAUUAGCGUUUCACAAAAACGGUGUCCAAGGUCGCAGUCUCAAAAACGGUGAGGUUACCCAAGAAAUUACGGACGAGAGUAAAAUCUACAGACUACUUGGCUCAGACAAAGUUGUCGUUUUAGAAUCACAUACAGUUGUCAAAAUUGGUGGAACGCUAACAAACGAAGAAGGUGUUGAUUUGCACAUAUUAGCAGGUCAUGAAGCCAGCUAUUGAAAACGUGUUGUGAUCAACCCCUGUGAUACUUCAAUAUUUUUUAAAUAAUAACAUAAACUCUAGGCAAUGGAAAUACCGAGGAAGGGCCUCUCCAUUCUUAUAACUCUCAGACGAGCAUUUUCUGAUAGCACAUGCUUCGCCAUACGAUAUAAAUCAUGACAAUUCCAGAAAUAUUAUUUUUCCUGGUCAUUUCAAGUAUAUUGUGGAGUAGGGAAAUCCACCUUGCUGGCUAACAUUCCAAAUUGACAACAAUUUUUCGCUGAGCUUUCAGCAGCAUUUAUUUUUGUCAGGCAUUUUAUGCGGUUGUGAUUUUUAUAGUGUUCAGCUCAGAAGUUAGCUGUAGUUUUAUCAUCCGCUGAAUGAUGUUUAAAAGAUCGGCACAAUUUAUAGAAAAAGGGAGGGAGGCGCAUCAGAUAGAUGUCUGUUCUAUACCUCAGAUCAAGAAAAUGAUGUUUGUUUUUUACAAAGCGUAAAUUUUUUUUGCAGCUCUUUUUUUCUCCCAAUGUGAGACCAAAUUAUGCUUGAAAAAAUGUGGUGGCAUUUAAAAGCUCGGUUUAACUUUCAGAAUCUGAGCACAAAUAAUCAUUUUUGCUCUCUCCGUUUUUGCAAGUAUCGCAGGGGUUAGACUUUUCUAUUUCUCUCAAUUAAUUUUUAUCAAUUUCUCAUAAGUCUUAGAAAUGAAUUGGCUCUUUAGUCUGCAUCUAUUAUUAUGAAUGUAUUCAUAAAUUUUUAUUUAUUUUUGUCCAAACUGGAACUUGUAUCCAAGAAGUUAGUCUAAAAUGAUAGCUUGAGUCUUGGAUACGUUUCAAGGAGGUCUGAAAGAUUAUGGACUCAUUGUAACUAUGUAACUGGUCAAAGUAACUUUUCUUUAGAGUAAGAAUUAGUUAAAUCAAGCAAUUUAUCAAGCUUUGAAAUGUCUCAAAGCAAUAUUCCGAUGCAAUAUCAAAGCUGCGUAGUCGAAUAACUUAUUCCUUCCCCAUGUAUUUUAGGAGUUCUCAUUUUUAAGUGAUAAUCUUCCAAUAUUUCUCAUCUGAAUUCCUGUUUUUUAGCACUUUGAAGAGUAAUAAUGACUUUCAAGUAGUGUUGAUCUGAGCUCCUCUUGAGGGGUGUCACAAUAAUUUUUGACAAGUUGACAUUCUAGUAGUAUUCUCCUUAGAGAUUGGAUCAAUUUUUUAUUUUUUGUUUUUAUUUUAUUCGUGUUUAAUUCCUUGUUGGAGCCCAGACUGUUACUCUCUUUUUUACAACUUCAUAUCUCACCAGAAAUUUUAAAAAUGUCCUUCAAUUUGUAUGUGUUUUAGCGUAACCUUUGAUAGUAAAUCAGUCCAAUGUGGCUGUUGCCCAAGUUUUCUAAACAUAAUUUCUUACAGAAUUAGUGAAAUGAGGAAAUGAAUUAUUUUUAUUUUUCAUGAUUCGCUAAGAAUCUGACUUUGUUUCUUCCAGAAAAUAUUGCACCUUUAGAAUUUAUGGGAAACAUGGCAUCAUAGUUCUGAGCUCAUGAAAAAUGAUUCAUUUCCCAUCUCAACCUAAAGUUAUCUUUUUUAAUUGAGAAAAAUUUCUAGAGCAUUUUAAGUUUCAAAAUAAAAAAAAUUUCAGAAAUUCUGAAGAUUUUGUGGAAAUUUUAGGACUAUGCAGCAGUUUCAUUUUGCCAGUUCGAAUUACCAUGUUAAGAAUGAAAAUAGAUUCGGAAAUCCUUAGAAUCAGCCUGAAAAGAGAUCAGAAUGAUCCGUGACUUAACGCAGCCAAAUUAAACUAAGAUAUUUAUGACUGAAACGCAGUUGAAAUCUGCUUCGGAAUCUAGUCACAAUGACGAGAACCUGUUUUUCAACUCUUUGUAAUAUUGCUUUGACAGCAUUGUCUGUUUUUUAACCUACUUCAGAGGGCACCCUCAAAAUCUUUCUUCCAUUAAGGGAAGCCCUCAUGGUUUAUAUUGUGAUUAAUAAAACUUAAAUAAACCUUAUGAGUUAUCCUUAAGUUGAAGAUAAUCUGCAAAAAAAUCACUCAUACUACUCUAUGACUGUACAUUGAUAUCUUAAGUCACCCUUCUUUUGGCUGACAAACAGUAAACGAAAAAUGGCUGGAGAUAACCCUGAACCUAAGACACACACACAGCUUUGUCGUAAUUUUUAUCCUCUACGUUGUUUGAGUUCGAUGUGUGAAUGAGAAUUUAGAUGAUUUUACAAUAAAAAUCACUUGUUACCUUGCAGCUACGCUACUCUCUUCUACUUAGAAUCAGAAACAUGAAGAGUUUAGCUUUAUUUUUAAUCCAAUUUCUGUUAUUUUGCGCUCGCAUAUCGAAAGAGCACAAUUUGUCAGGGGUGCUUGUUGUGUCUUGCUUCCCAGCACUUACUAACAGGAAUCUUUCUCGAGUUCUUCAAGUUUCUGUAAUAAUGAAAAUUAAGGUAUUCUCUUUGAUCGUCUUCUUCUUCAAUUGUUUAAGAGGUAUGCUCAGAUUUUUUUUUUUCUCUACGUUGCGGCUGUAUCGCAGCUAUGGAUGCCUUGGUCUUUUUGGUACCUAAUUAUGAAGUCAGAAAGUUUCCUCUAAUUUUUGGUCAAUUAGACGCAUUCAUGCCAUCCAGGAUGACUGUAAAUAGACGUCUUCAGCAUAAAUGCAUCCAAAUUUUGCUUUUUUAGGGUUCUAUAUACUUGGAAACUUCUUAGGAUCCUACUUAAUUUUGAAAAGUUAAUUAGAAAAGUCUGACUCUCCCUCUCCCCCAUCCUCCGUAAUAAUAUCUGACUUACGAGUUGAUUUUUGAACAUUUUCUCAGUUUACUGUUUUCCCCUUGAAUUUUUUAAAAGAUUGUUAAAAUUUAAGUUCAACUAUCUAUCCAAUUGGCCCACCAAUUGGGAGGAAAGGUUAAGGUGAUGUCAAAUUGAAUUUCCAUUCAACUUUUCAUCCAAUUGUUGUGAUCUUGUGUCAGUAUCACGUGAUCCAACUUUCAUCGAACGAAAGCAUCUUUGCAUUGAAAUACAAAGAUGCAAGAUUCAUUAAUUUGUCUGACUCCAAAAGUCAGCCAAUUUUGUAUUCAUAGAAACAACAAGCCCCUCUGAUCACUGUUUAUUACUUUUAUUUUAUACUUAUUAUGCUCACCGCUAUGAAUCACAUGGGAAAGAAGUGAUUUUGUGCGUUAUCGAAACCAAAAAUCAAAAAUUUUAUUUCUUUUCUAAAAAGUCUGUUUUCUAAGUCUGUCUCUCUUUGAUAGUUAGUCAUCGUGCAUGGAUCACAUAAUGGUUGUAUGCAGUCAAAACUUUUGCAUAGCUUAUCGAAUUAUUUUGUAUCGCUUCAUUAUUUUAUUUCAUUGAAUUGAAAAAAUAUUUUUGAAAUAAAAAAAAUCAAAUAAAUCAAAGAA
Messenger RNA from Bemisia tabaci, 6426 nucleotides. It is a transcript of the gene hppy, whose product is annotated as MAP4K3-like protein hppy. Gene Ontology annotation, biological process: intracellular signal transduction; protein phosphorylation. Gene Ontology annotation, molecular function: MAP kinase kinase kinase kinase activity; ATP binding. The record is from RefSeq and is a predicted model, not a curated record. NCBI's taxonomy places the organism in Eukaryota, Metazoa, Arthropoda, Insecta, Hemiptera, Aleyrodidae. Gene Ontology annotation, cellular component: cytoplasm.